Molecule: messenger RNA, 909 nt
Organism: Mollisia scopiformis
Lineage: Eukaryota; Fungi; Ascomycota; Leotiomycetes; Helotiales; Mollisiaceae
Exons: 1
Coding region: 102-590 (162 amino acids)
Source: RefSeq, a predicted model, not a curated record
AUCAAUCGAUACAGCAAUGACCCUCAACGAGGUGGCUGUUGCAACGCUCAUGGCUGGAGAUUAUGGUCCGGCUAGGAAGCUCCUAGUAUAGCUUUUCGGCAAUGGCUUGUUCGAGUGUCACGAGAGGAAGAUAUUCCAAGUCCGCGCAGACAUUUGAUGUGUGGGAUCGUCGUAUUAUGAGGCCUAAGGUCGGUCGCAAUCAGGAAUCUGCAGCAUCUUUACUACGGGUGCUGCCUCAUUUUAACAUCGUCACUUAUCCACGUCUAAGCACUCGGAAGUUCGACAAUAUCACGAACCCGAGCCAAGGUGGACAUGGACAAGGACAACGAAGAAAAAUUUUCACGAUGCUCGUUUCUGACUUGCUGUCACUCUAUCAAGAAACGACUGCUCAAAUCUUCAGGAACCCAAAGUUUACGCCAAUCUAUGCAUGCUGCAAGGCACUGGCACGGAAUCGGCGGGUGACAAUGAGUGGUGUUGGACUCUCGACCAUGCGCAUGCGAUGCAUGGAGAUCAAACACAAGUCAGCACAUCCUGGCUGCCGAGCCAAUCUUCAAUCUUUUCUUAGACUUACUUUUGCCAAUCUCUUGUAAGCAACCGGGCAAAGGGAAUUGCGAAUUCUGCUUGAUGCACGCGACGAGCGUUGAUCGAGCAAGAGCAAAGCAUGAGUGGCGGUCUGGAUGCAGCCGUACUACAUUUCCCUCAACAUAAAGCGUUGAGCCAAUGGAGGUGUAGUCCACUUCCAUCAAGUAGCAUGAUGUACGCCUUCCUUGUCCACAUGGGUACCUCAUCUGCACAUGGGGCCAAGUGACUCCUGGGCAAUGAGGCUCAAUGGUUUUCCAGAAACCUUUCCGCUUUGGCAGGCAAGAACACCCCGUUCUUUCUCAACAGGUCUUCACUCCCUGGCUCGGA